UAUAUCGCAUUUCCUAUGCUUGUGCGCACAUUCAGUCUCUCCGUUUCAGUGUGUGUUCACGCCUCUAACGGAGAUAUGUGCUGUCGGUGCCGUGUUUUGCAUAAAAGCGCGCUAAUUUUUAAAUAAACGGAUUAAAUGUACAAAUAGGUGCGCCUGAAGUCACAGUUGUCACCGCUGUCGUCUGUCCGGUGUUAAUAUCGGAGUCCGUUUGCCCCGGUAUUCGUGUAUGGCUCCAGCAGAGCAGAAGCAGAACCGAGCCCGUCUCCUGCGGUUCUUAACUCGAGCCAAACCGUAGCCGUUAGCCGGUCACCUCAAGCCGGCGACGACGAACCGACAGCCGGAGGCAGCUUGAAGCCAGGGAAACACGGUUCGGGGAGAAAAUCAACCGACAGGACAUCGCGUCAACCCCGCAGCUCAACCAACAAGGGGUCCCUGCAGUUUGAGGACAAGUGGGAUCUGAUGCGGCCCAUCGUCCUCAAGCUGCUCAGACAGGAAGCUGUCACCAAGCAACAGUGGUUCGACUUGUUCUCAGAUGUUCACGCUGUGUGUCUAUGGGAUGACAAAGGACCAGCCAAAAUCCACCAAGCCCUCAAAGACGACAUCCUCGACUUCAUCAAACAAGCACAAGCUCGAGUGCUGAGCCACCAGGACGACACGGCUCUCCUCAAAGCCUACAUUGUGGAGUGGAGGAAGUUCUUCACCCAGUGCGACAUCCUGCCCAAACCCUUCUGUCAGCUGGAGAUCACACUGAUGGGAAAACAAGGCAGCAACAAGAAAACCAACAUGGAGGACAGCAUUGUACGCAAGCUGAUGCUGGACACGUGGAACGAGUCGAUCUUUUCAAACAUUAAGAGUCGCCUGCAGGACAGCGCCAUGAAGCUGGUGCACGCCGAGCGGCUGGGCGAGGCCUUUGACUCUCAGCUCGUGAUAGGCGUACGAGAGUCAUACGUCAACCUGUGCUCUAACCCGGAGGACAAGCUGCAGAUCUACAGGGAUAACUUUGAGAAAGCCUACCUGGACUCUACAGAGAGGUUCUACAGAACUCAGGCGCCGUCCUACCUGCAGCAGAACGGUGUCCAGAACUACAUGAAAUAUGCAGAUGCGAAGCUGAGGGAGGAGGAGAAGAGAGCGCUUAGAUAUCUAGAAACACGUCGUGAAUGUAACUCUGUUCAAGCACUGAUGGAGUGUUGCGUGAACGCUCUGGUGACCUCGUUCAAAGAGACAAUCCUCGCCGAAUGUCCAGGAAUGAUCAAACGCAACGAGACAGUCAAGCUGCACCUCAUGUUUUCACUGAUGGACAAGGUUCCCAACGGGAUCGAGCCCAUGCUGAAAGACCUGGAGGAGCAUAUCAUCAGUGCUGGACUAGCGGACAUGGUGGCUGCUGCAGAGACUAUCACUACUGACUCUGAAAAGUAUGUGGAGCAGCUGCUGACUUUGUUUAACCGCUUCAGUAAGCUGGUAAAGGAGGCUUUCCAGGAUGACCCACGCUUCCUCACAGCAAGAGAUAAGGCUUACAAAGCGGUCGUCAAUGAUGCCACAAUCUUCAAACUGGAGCUGCCGAUGAAACAGAAAGGAGUGGGAAUGAAGACUCAGCCAGAGUCGAAGUGUCCGGAGCUGCUGGCAAACUACUGUGACAUGCUGCUAAGGAAAACCCCACUCAGCAAGAAACUGACCUCAGAGGAAAUUGAGCUCAAACUCAAAGAAGUGCUCUUGGUGCUGAAAUACGUCCAGAACAAAGACGUGUUCAUGCGUUACCACAAAGCUCAUCUGACCAGGCGCCUCAUCCUGGACAUUUCGGCCGACAGCGAGAUUGAAGAGAACAUGGUGGAGUGGCUGAGAGAAGUGGGCAUGCCUGCUGAUUAUGUGAACAAGCUUGCCAGGAUGUUUCAGGACAUCAAGGUGUCAGAGGACCUCAAUCAGGUCUUCAAAGAGAUGCACAAACACAACAAGCUGGCACUGCCAGCGGACAGCGUGAACAUUAAGAUCCUGAACGCCGGCGCCUGGUCACGAAGCAGUGAGAAGGUUUUCGUCUCGCUGCCCACAGAGCUGGAGGACCUGAUCCCCGAGGUGGAGGACUUCUACAAGAGGAAUCACAGCGGUCGGAAGCUCCACUGGCAUCACCUCAUGUCCAACGGCAUUAUCACCUUUAAAAAUGAAGUGGGGCAGUACGACCUGGAGGUGACGACGUUCCAGCUCGCCGUGCUGUUUGCCUGGAAUCAGAGACCCAGAGAGCGAAUCAGCUUCGAGAACCUCAAACUGGCCACAGAGCUGCCCGACGCAGAGCUACGCCGAACACUCUGGUCUCUGGUCGCCUUCCCAAAGCUGAAGAGGCAGGUGUUGUCUUACGACCCCCCGGUGAGCUCACCCAAAGACUUCACAGACGGCACGCUCUUCUACGUCAACCAGGAGUUCUCUCUCAUUAAAAACUCCAAAGUUCAGAAGCGGGGAAAGAUCAAUUUGAUUGGCCGUCUGCAGCUGACCACAGAGCGAAUGAGAGAAGAGGAGAAUGAAGGAAUCGUUCAGCUCAGAAUACUGAGAACUCAGGAGGCCAUCAUCCAAAUCAUGAAGAUGAGGAAGCGGAUCAGCAACGCCCAGCUGCAGACGGAGCUGGUGGAGAUCCUGAAGAACAUGUUUCUGCCUCAGAAAAAGAUGAUAAAAGAGCAGAUCGAGUGGCUCAUCGAGCACAAAUACAUAAAGAGGGACGAGGCGGACAUCAACACCUUCAUCUACAUGGCCUAGGCAGCGAGGACGGAGUGUGUGUUUUGCUGUUUUUUACAACUGGCCUGCAUCUGGCGCUUUAAAACCUGCGAGAUGAGACAAACAAGGACUUAAAGGAUGUGUUUGAAGAAGGAGAAGAGGGCUGGGAGCGCGCUGAAGGACACGGAAAAGCCUUUUUAACAAAAGUGUGGCUAUUGUUUGUGUUUGUGAGACGCCAGUGUGUUACCGGAGUGUCAUUUCAAGCCGUAGCGUUGAGUCAUCUGGCCGUGUGUUUGUCCCUGCUGCCCUCUAGUGUCUGCUCAGAGGAGAGGAACGGCGGCGUGCGCCGUCCGCCAGCAGCUCAGAAGAAGAAAAAAUAGUGAUGUUAUUGAAUACUUCCUGCCUUACUUUCAUCAGCAGUGGACUUCGGAGAAGGAGGUGGAGAAGGAGUGAGGGCAGAAAAGGAGAACAAAGCUGAUAUCAGUCCUUUGCUUUCACUUCAUGCGACGGCUGCCAUGUUAGCCGCAGCCAUUUAGCAUCCCUCCUGUCCUACACUGAUCUAAUACUCGAAGAGGGAAUGCAGAGUGAAAGCUGCCAUCGAGGAGGAGAGAGACGAGUUCAAACUACCGAGGAGUAUUUUGCCAAAUCGUGUGUGUGUGUUUGAGUGCAUGGUGUGUAUCUGAUCUUUUAGUUGUGCGUGUUUGUAUGUGUGUGUGCACUUUCAACAGCAUGCUGCUCUAUGAUUUUUUUCCCCCUUCAGUGGAGAAUCUGUCACACUUUGGUUGUUUCAGAAAGGGUUGGGAAUUUAAAUGCUGGUAUUCAGAUUUUUUUUUUGUGAUCCCCUGACCGGGCUGCAGGUGACGUCAUCUUUGCAGAGCCUCAAGAACAAAACGAGAAAGUGUAACUGCCCCAGUGUGUGAGGUCUGGACUGUGCACGCACUCAGAUGGAAGUUCAGUGUCUAAAUUUUUACCUCAUUCAUUCUAAGAACGUCUCUGUUUGGUUUUUUUGGGGGGGUUUUUUGCACAGUUAGAGAAAACCACACAGCUGCUCUGUUGCUUUUACUUAAGGUUUGAAUGAGCUGCUGGUGUUUGGACCUUUUUCCAAAGCAGAACACUGUCUGAGUUUGUGUGAUGUGUGCGCACCCUUUUGUUCUUCCUCUCUGCCUGAACUCUCAGAAACCUACAAAUCACCUUCAGCCCAUAAACCUUCAUAGUGUUUGAAGCAAAGCAACAAUUUAGUCCCUUUAAAGCAGCUCUCGCGAUUCUGCAGCCAUAACUUUAGUUCCGUUAUCACCGGGACAUAAAAACUAUUUAGAAUUGUCAGUUUGUCUCUGAAUCACAAAAGCCUUUAAAAGAUUGGUGACUGCCUCAAAACAAGCUGAACUUAUUCUACACACUUGGUCCAGGGCAACAACACGAUUGUUUCUCAUCACACCAGAGCUCUGAAUUUGCUCCAUGCUAAUGGAGUUGGAGUAAAUGAUGAAAAAGUGAAAACUUUUCCCUUUUUAUUACCAUAAUGAGGACCUAGAAACACCUGCCACCACACAGUGAAGCUCCAAACGUUUAGGGGGAAUUAAAUAAAAAAAAAUCACAGGAUGUGUCAGGGGGUCGAACCAAAACAACAAUUUUUAGAGAUGAAAGUUGUAAAAUUGCAAAGGAAAAUAUGCAGAUGUGCUGUACAGCAGAUCCAUUACACUUUAUAUACUUAUCAUAAAUCUGGCACAGGACGACACCUUAAAGAAAAAAGACAACUAUGAACUUCCUGUUCAGGCUAAUGUGCUAUUUCCCUAUGUUAAAGAAUUCAGAGACCUUUGGGAGGUGACACCAUGUUACAUACAGUAAAGGCACAGAGGCUGUUUUAUCAUAUUUAACCAAAAUCUUAGCAUUUUCCAUACAAUCUAUAAACAUUUGAUAAGCUUAUACUCACAUAAGGCCAACUUAAAUUUAGGAAAUGUGUUGACGAUAAACAAUAAUCCAGUGUCUGAUUGGUGCAGGGCACCAAUCCACUAAACGGGAAACAACCCUCUAAAAGUAACGAGUUUUUCUUCUGCUCUUUCUCACCUGAUUGUCAUUUGGUGCUGUAGCCUCUGCAACAUCUUCAAAAUGAGUGUGAAAAUGUAUUUUGUCAGCUGACCGGUCAGUGAAUGCGAGAUCAGCUGCAGUGAAUUAUACAGAAUAAAAAGCUGCCGAGGUAAAUAUGGAGAACCAAUCAGUGCCCCCCACCCCUCACAAUCAGCAGAUGUUGUUUCUGUAAAAUUACUUUAGGGUAUUUAAUGAAGACGUGUCAAACUUUACAUCACACUAUGUCUGCAACUCACUUAGGGGCGAGUUGCAGACCCUUAAAGUACACAGAGUUGAGUGGAAGAUUGAACUUUUUAAUUUAUUCAUUUCCAGCAUUUUUCAGCCCUCAUAACUCCAGAUUAACUUCACUCCACGUGUCAUCACCUUAACAGAGUUUUAGUUUUUUCCAUGAUUUUUGGACACGGCAUAAUAAUGUAAAUAAUGUGUUAGUCCCCGCAGUGAAAUUACUCCUCUGCAUUUUAAUGUCUAUAAUUCUGAGUAACAGAACCAGGUUUUGGUAUCCUGGAGAAAAAGUGGGUUUUGGGUAAACCUUCAGUAGUCAUCUCACCAUGAGGGAUAGGUGGAGGAUCAGACCAUGUUAUGGCAUGAAAAGGUUUCAUUUUUAGCUGUUUUGAUGCCAAGCUCACCUUCCAGAGGGGAUCCCUUCAUAUUAAAAAAACGUGGCUGAUUUUUAUCAGUUGCACUGGGAAUCUUUUUGCUCUUGUUGAACUGAGAAUCAAAUCCUGUGAGCAGUGAGGAAAAAGAAAGACAACUGUGAAUGUGUGGGGUUGUUUUUUGUU
Messenger RNA from Pundamilia nyererei, 5558 nucleotides. Its product is annotated as cullin-5. Gene Ontology annotation, molecular function: ubiquitin protein ligase binding. The record is from RefSeq and is a predicted model, not a curated record. The coding region runs from base 460 to 2739 and encodes 759 amino acids. The transcript has 19 exons. Gene Ontology annotation, biological process: ubiquitin-dependent protein catabolic process. Lineage: Eukaryota; Metazoa; Chordata; Actinopteri; Cichliformes; Cichlidae. Gene Ontology annotation, cellular component: cullin-RING ubiquitin ligase complex.